UUUUGACUUGUGGGUUAGAUGAAAAGCUUAUCUUACAGUUCUCUAAGUGUCACUACCUCCAAGAAAUCUAACCUGAAAUUAAACCCAGAAAUCUUGGCUUUUACACACACCCGUUAAAUAAAGCCCAAGAAUCAGGUUCUUAAAAAAGAAACAAAGAAUCUCACUCUGUGACGAAACAGAGAAGCUGCGAGAUUCAAGAACUUGGAUCCGAGGCAUUGAAGCUACAGAAAUGGCGGGAUUCACUAUGAGCUUGAAUCUACUGCUACUAGUAGCGAUGGUAGCUACAAACAUCCUCUCUCUCUACCAUCUCUCCUCCACCACAAGUUUCUUCCAAUCCACCGUCAAAUCCUCACCGUCCUCUGUUCCCACCGUCCCCGACCACCUCCUCCGUCAACUCCACACUAUCCGCGCCGCCAUCAACCACCUCACAAACCACCAGCCAGACAAAUCCACUUCAAUCGCUUCCACUCUUACCUCACGCGCCGCCGUCUCCUCCUCCGCUCCAAAAGAUCUCCUCCUCUACUCCAAGCUCUCCCCCAUAGCUUCCGCUUGCCACAACCACCCCGACCUUCUCCACGAGUACAUGAACUACACUCCUUUCUCUCUCUGCCCUUCCGACACCGAUCUCGUCGAGAAACUCAUCCUCCGUGGCUGCCACCCACUCCCUCGCCGUCGUUGCUUCUCCCGUACGCCGCGAAACCCGACGGACUCCAAGCCUGAGUCCAAUGUAAUCUGGUCUUACUACUCCUGCAAGAAUUUCGAUUGCUUGGCCGCUAAAUUCCCCGAUCUAGGCUUCGAUCUCUCCCUCGAGAAAUCCAAAUCUCAGUUCUCUUCCUACAAAUCGGAGCUCGAUCUCCCGAUCUCGCAGCUUCUCCAGAUCGCCAAAUCCGCGAAUUCGGUACUCAGGCUCGCCGUCGACGUCGGUGGUGGGACCGGAUCUUUCGCCGCAGCUAUGAAGGCUCGAAACGUCACCGUUUUGACCACCACGAUGAAUUUUAACGCGCCGUACAGUGAGGCGGUGGCGUUGAGAGGGCUCGUGCCGCUUCACGUGCCUCUCCAGCAGCGGCUUCCGGUUUUUGACGGUGUGGUGGAUUUGGUCCGGUGUGGACGUGCGGUGAACCGGUGGAUUCCGGUUACGGUUAUGGAGUUUUUCUUCUUCGAUUUGGAUCGGAUACUACGUGGCGGUGGUUAUCUCUGGUUGGAUCGGUUCUUUAGCAAGAAAGUCGAUCUUGAGAAUGUUUAUGCGCCGAUGAUCGGGAAAUUGGGUUACAAGAAGGUGAAAUGGGCGGUGGCGAAUAAAAUGGACUCUAGUGGAGUGAAACAUGGUGAAGUUUUCUUGACUGCUCUGCUUCAAAAACCAGUUGCAAGAUGAUACAAAUCUUUUUUGAGGAGAUUUACCUUGAGUUUGUAGCAAAGAGCUUACUGUUGUUGAAAAUUUGGAAGACGAGAUUCUUCGACGAUAUCAGAUAUGAAAAAGCCUUUUUCCAGCUGUAAGCACACCCGAGCAACGAUGUGUUAUUUCUGCAAAACAAGAAGUAGGGAUUUAAGCCAAGAUUUGUUGAGAUUUAUUGUUGUUAGAGAGACAUAUAUUUAUGGCUUCUUCUUCUUGUUUAUUUCAUAGCUUAUAUAUGCAUUCAUAUGAUUUGUAACACUGUAUUCUUUUGUUCCAAGGCAGAUAACAGUUGCAGGUAUAAGAAUGGUUUAAA
Molecule: messenger RNA, 1706 nt
Organism: Eutrema salsugineum
Lineage: Eukaryota; Viridiplantae; Streptophyta; Magnoliopsida; Brassicales; Brassicaceae
Exons: 2
Coding region: 230-1372 (380 amino acids)
Molecular function (GO): methyltransferase activity
Source: RefSeq, a predicted model, not a curated record